Molecule: messenger RNA, 1569 nt
Organism: Sorghum bicolor (sorghum)
Lineage: Eukaryota; Viridiplantae; Streptophyta; Magnoliopsida; Poales; Poaceae
Exons: 4
Coding region: 248-745 (165 amino acids)
Source: RefSeq, a predicted model, not a curated record
UCCUCUAGGAAAUCGUGGCUCCUACACCCUUCCCGUCUGCGUUGCCCAGCUCCGCAGCUCCCCGCGCGAGGCUCCGGGGCGCCAUCGCUGCCCACGCCGUCGCCCUCUUCGUUGAGCGCGCCCCGCGCAGCUAGCCCCUGCCCCUGCGCCCUUGCCCUCGUCCUUACUCAGAUCUGCACUGCAAGUUCAUCAGGGGACGCGUCCUCUCCUUCGGCACGGGCGAGCUGCGGCGGCACCCGUCCCUGGCAUGUUAGCGCUCGGACAGGAUCGGCUCUCGAGCUUCACCAUCGGCAUCCACGUCCGCUUACUCCGGAGUGCUCCUUCGAACGACCUGCUUGUCGUGGGGUUACCCGUGUCCAAGGACGACGGCCUCGACGCCACUGCCUAUGUCAUUGAGGACCUCGCUGCCAGGCUGCCUGAUGUAGGCACCGCCGCCAGGGUCGAGCUACAUCUGUAUGUUACUCCACCUGGUGUAGGCCAUCAAACACUAUUCUUCUCCGUCUCCACAUCCCCUUCCUCCAGUCCAGGUCACCGGCCCGCCGCCAAUCGAGUCGACACCGCCCUCAUCACGACGACGCAUAUCCCUAGCACAGUACGCCGUACGCGGACGACCUCUGCUGGUUCAGUUGAGAACAGCUGGUGCUGCAGGACCUCCUCGGCUGUGGUGCGUGAUCUCCUUGGGCCAGCAGCAGUUGUGUACGCGGACGUCCGUGUCUGCAAAACAAAUCAACCAUCAGAUUUAUGACGUAUAUGACCCGAUGGAGUAUAUAUACAUGAAGUAUAUGAUCAUACCAGGAGGCGACGGGGACUGGCCAGAGCUCGAUGACGAUGAGGACUCCGUGGACUGGCGGCGGCGCCAUCUCUCGCCUCGGUGCUCGCCUCCGCCUCCACGACAACCCUUGCCUUUGCGCCCUCUCCACCCGACGCGGCAAGCGCUCCUCCCCCACUGUGCCCCCUGACUCCGAUGACGAGGGACCCAUGCGCGGCCUCUUUGUGCUAUCCCGUGACCCCGAGUGCCCGCCGUGGCUGCAUCAACCUGAGGUGCCGGUUCACGUGGGGCCAGCGCAGGUAGGAUUCCGGACAUGAUGGGAGAGUGACCUCGACACGGACACAUUGGGCAGAAGAUUUUGGUGGGCACACUGAAAUUUUCCCUCUUUAUAGAUAGGUAUAGGUAUAGAUUAAUGAACUGCACGUAUGCGACACAUACAAUUUCAUCAAUUUCUUAAACAGAAGUGUGUUCACUCUUGAAUGAAAUCUAGCAUGGAAGAAAAAAUUACAUCGAAGCAUAAGACAAGCGGGGAUGGGGACACCACUACACCAGUGUGUCUAAGCGAAUACGAUAUCAGAAUGCUCGCCUAGACCUUGAGGUUGGAAUUAGCUGACGACCUGAGCCAGAGCAGCAGCCACCACCACUCACCUCGAAUGCACACGCGCCGCCACCCAAGUUGGAGGCCUGGAGCAAUGCCGCUGGAGUUGGACCAGAGCUCACGCGUCAGUGAGCCCCGGUGCGCUAGGAGGGAGGGAGGUGCGGGCUUGCCCACCGGAGGCCGCACGCCGGUGAGCACCCAU